AUGGAAGCCAAAGUAACUUUAAAGAGAGAUUUCGGAAUAUUUCUUUCUACAAAGGACUUGAGAGGAAUGAAUCUAGCGAGACCAUGGCAUUUUUACAUAUUUUCGGUCACGGACUCUGAACUCUUGACUAUCAAGUUGAAGAAGCUUCAAGAAGAGAAAUUAGGAUUUUGCCAUAACAGCGCGAAGCGAGACUUUGAAAUAGAAUUGAUUUUUAAAUUGUCGGAGGAAGAACUAGAUAGCGAAAUAUCAAGCGUUCGUGUAGUACCUGAGCUAGAUGAAAAUUCGGGGCCGGCUAAAAUAGUCUUGUUUCCUGGUAUUGAAGGAUUUGCCAAUGUAUUUGGAAACCUUACGAACGUGCUAGACGGUGCCGUGGCCUUACAAUAUCCAGCAGAUGGCCGAACUCUCACUGUCUCAAAGAUCGUAGAAUCUCUAGCGCCUGUGGUAGCGAAGCUGUUGACAAAAGAUGAACCUUCACGAUUGUGGGUUAUUCCUUCGGUGUGCUAAUAGCAGCGGAAAUAGUCAACAUAUUAGAAAGUAAAGGUUACACGGGAACUAUGAUAUGUAUAGACGGUGCGCCCCUUGUUUUGAAGACUUUAAUAAAGAAUUUGACUGAGGAAUCUGACCAUCUCCUGCAGAUUACUUUAAUUUGCCAAUUAUUAUGCCGCUGUAUACCACAUGGUGAAGUUGCUAAACAUAAGAUGAAUAUAUGUAAAUGCCAAA
Anoplophora glabripennis (Asian longhorned beetle) is the source of this 720-nucleotide messenger RNA. RefSeq lists its product as uncharacterized. NCBI's taxonomy places the organism in Eukaryota, Metazoa, Arthropoda, Insecta, Coleoptera, Cerambycidae. The record is from RefSeq and is a predicted model, not a curated record. Bases 1 to 504 code for a protein of 167 amino acids. The transcript is spliced from 5 exons.